Messenger RNA from Pollicipes pollicipes, 1366 nucleotides. RefSeq lists its product as uncharacterized. The transcript is spliced from 4 exons. The coding region runs from base 182 to 1366 and encodes 394 amino acids. NCBI's taxonomy places the organism in Eukaryota, Metazoa, Arthropoda, Thecostraca, Pollicipedomorpha, Pollicipedidae. The record is from RefSeq and is a predicted model, not a curated record.
GGACAGCCGGCCGGCCCCAGUUGGGCCCCGCCUGAGCUCGUGUCAAGGUCACCGGGCAGGCUGGCGGCGGGGCGAGGUACAGGAGAGACAAAGUGAGAGAAGGGAAGGAGAGAGGACAGUUGAAGGGCCAGAGACCGAGAGACUCUGGUGUCGCGAUUCGUGCCAACCUCGAGUGCUCUGAAUGUGUCUGCUGGGCCGACAGAGGCAAACAAGUACCAGAUACGGAGUACUCAAUCGCAUCGAGCAGCGGACAGCAUACCAAACAUACCGGUGUGUUACAGACGACAUGUCUGGCGCCGACGUCCCGGCUUCUGACACGGAGGACGCGGACGAGCGGCGGCGCGAGAUGGUGGUGCUGCUGGAGCGGCUGACGGCCCAGGCUAAGCUCAGUCUGGUCCGCGAGGGUAACCGCAUCAGAGCGCCGGCCAUGGAGGCCUCAGCAGAGGGUGUGCUGAUCUCGGAGGUGUUGGGCAUCUUCCUCUUCCUGUUCCUGUUGCUGGGCAUGGUGGUGUUUUUCCACAAGGAGACGGACUGCGCGGCCCAGUUCCGGCGCAGGGUCGGCGGCGCCGCCAGCGCGCUCAAGCACGCGCUGAGGCGGCGCCUGUGUCGCUUCCACCGCCAGUGGAGCUGCCAGCAGGACGAUCUCAUCUCGCCGAGCCCUGAGCCGGGUGUGUACCGCGGCCUGUCGGAGGAGCAGGCGGCCGCGCCCGACACCACCGACACCACCACCAACAGCGGCGACAGCGGCGACGCACCCUUCAAUCACCGCGAGGCGCUCCUCGAAGUGUUCGCCGAUCUGGGGCUGCACCGCGAAGUCGUCCGCGACAGCCUGCGGGGCUACACAGAAGCUCUGUCGCGUCUGAGCGCCGGCAGGGCGGCGCCACCGUCGCUCGGCCCCGGGAACGUGGCGCCACUGAAGGGGAUCUUGCGCGCGCCGGCGCCCGCUCGUGGCCACGGCCGCCACCGCCACCACCACCGGCACCGACACGGCGGCGGCACGGCGGCCCACGCCUCGGGGGCGGCACGCGACCGUGACGUCAUACCCGAGGAGAGUGGUGACGUCACCGGCGAAGGGGAUCCUGUCGCUAGCGAGCCAUCCCAUGACCGUAUUUUGGAGCUGAACGGCGAUGGUGCUUUUGAGAUCGGCGACAACGUCGGGUACCAAGAUGAAAUGGUUCCGGCUCCCGAGCAGGGCACUGACAUGACACACGACUUGGACGAUGGCGUCACACACGGGCCGAACGGUGACGUUACUUGCAAGCAGGACGACGACGUGACCUUCGAUCCCAAAAAUGACUACAUCGUUGAGUUUGGAAGCGGGACUGACUCAGGGCUGGACGGUCGGUCCAAUUUCAAAUCAAAAUAG